Molecule: messenger RNA, 5198 nt
Organism: Balaenoptera ricei (Rice's whale)
Lineage: Eukaryota; Metazoa; Chordata; Mammalia; Artiodactyla; Balaenopteridae
Product: cytochrome P450 2U1
Exons: 5
Coding region: 98-1729 (543 amino acids)
Biological process (GO): xenobiotic metabolic process
Cellular component (GO): cytoplasm; intracellular membrane-bounded organelle
Molecular function (GO): iron ion binding; oxidoreductase activity, acting on paired donors, with incorporation or reduction of molecular oxygen, reduced flavin or flavoprotein as one donor, and incorporation of one atom of oxygen; heme binding
Source: RefSeq, a predicted model, not a curated record
CAGGGCAGUUGGUCUUGGGGCUGAGUACCGGUGUCUGCGUGUCCUUUCGUGGGGUUAGCGGUAGGAGACCGGGGCUGAGGACACGGGCGCACAGGCCAUGGCCUCCGCCGGGCUGCCCCAGGCCCCCGCCGAGGACUCCCCUUGGCCUCUGCGCCUCCUGCACGCGCCGCCGGGGCUGCUGCGGCUGGACCCCACGGGCGGCGCGCUGCUGCUGCUCGUUCUCGCCGCGCUGCUGGGCUGGAGCUGGCUGUGGCGGCUCCCGAAGCGGGGCAUCCCCCCCGGGCCCACGCCCUGGCCCGUGGUGGGCAACUUCGGCUUCGUGCUGCUGCCGCCUUUUCUCCGACGGAAGAGCUGGCCGUACCGGCGGGCAAGGACCGGAGAAUUGAAUACCUCGGGCCUGGGCGUGCAGUUGCUCCUGGCAGACCUGGCCCGUGUGUACGGCAACAUCUACAGCUUCUUCAUCGGCCACUACCUGGUGGUGGUCCUCAACGACUUCCACAGCGUGCGCGAGGCGCUGGUGCAGCAGGCCGAGGUCUUCAGCGACCGCCCGCGGAUGCCGCUCAACUACAUCCUGACCAAGGGGAAGGGGAUUGUAUUCGCACAUUAUGGUCCAGUCUGGAGACAACAGAGGAAGUUCUCUCAUUCAACUCUUCGUCAUUUUGGCUUGGGAAAGCUUAGCUUGGAGCCCAAGAUUAUUGAGGAGUUCAAAUACGUGAAAGAGGAAAUGCAGAAGAAUGGAGAAGUCCUCUUCAAUCCUUUCCCCAUUGUCAACAAUGCUGUCUCUAACAUAAUUUGCUCUUUGUGCUUUGGCCAGCGCUUUGAUUACACCAAUAGUGAGUUUAAGAAAAUGCUUAAUUUUAUGUCACGAGCGUUAGAAAUCUGUCUGAACACCCAGCUCCUCUUGGUCAACAUAUGCUCCUGGCUUUAUUACCUUCCCUUUGGACCAUUUAAGGAAUUAAGACAGAUUGAAAAGGAUUUAACUAUUUUCCUUAAAAAAAUCAUCAAAGACCAUCGAGAGUCUCUGGAUGUAGAGAACCCUCAGGACUUCAUAGACAUGUAUCUUCUCCAUGUGGAGGAGGAGAGGAAAAAUAAUAGCAAUAGUAGUUUUGAUGAAGAUUACUUAUUUUAUAUCAUUGGCGAUCUCUUCAUUGCUGGCACUGAUACCACAACUAACUCUUUGCUUUGGUGCCUCCUGUAUAUGUCACUGAACCCCGACAUACAAGAAAAGGUUCAUGAAGAAAUUGAAAGGGUCAUUGGUGGUGACCGUGCCCCUUCCCUCACUGACAAGGCCCGGAUGCCCUACACAGAAGCCACCAUCAUGGAGGUUCAGAGGCUGAGCGUGGUGGUGCCACUCUCCAUCCCUCACAUGACCUCAGAGAAAACAGUGCUCCAAGGGUAUACCAUUCCUAAAGGCACGAUAAUAUUACCCAACUUGUGGUCAAUACACAGAGACCCAGCCAUUUGGGAGAAACCAAAUGAUUUCUACCCUAAUCGAUUUCUGGAUGAUCAAGGACAACUUAUUAAAAAGGAAACAUUUAUUCCUUUUGGGAUAGGGAAGCGGGUAUGUAUGGGAGAGCAGCUGGCAAAGAUGGAAUUAUUCCUGAUGUUCGUGAGCCUAAUGCAGAGUUUCACAUUUGCUUUGCCUAAGGACUCGAAGCCGAUCCUGACUGGGAAAUACGGUCUAACUUUAGCCCCACAUCCGUUUAAUAUAAUCAUUUCAAAGAGAUAAAGAACACCUCCAUGAAGAGAUGGUGCAGAGAAUGUAAAUACAUGUCCUUCUAAACAGAUUCUUCCUUCUGUAAUUGACAGCGGAUCCAGCAACUCUGCAGGUCUAGGUUAGGCUUGGAUUAGAGAGAGAUUGGAAAGAGGAUAGAGCACGUGGGACCUUUCAUCUUGGAGGGUUCCUCAGAAGGAAACUUCAACCAUUUUAGUAAUGCACGUGACUUGGGGGAUGGCGACGAAAGUACUGGAUUCGGAAGCAGGGGAUACGGAUUUUAUUCCCAGCAGCCUCCACCAAUGAGCAUUUCUUCUCAUCCCUCAGUGCCUCAGUCAUUCCACGUGGAAAAUGACGGUAACAAAAUUUGACUUUUCUCUCUAUCUUGGCAUGAAUGAUGGUCAAAUGCUCCAUCUUUUCUGACAUCACCAAAGCACUGUUAAGCUCUGGAGAACAAAUUCAGGAGGAGAAGGAAGACCUACCUGUUUAAGACCCAUGACAACAUGAAAGUGGUGUUCAGACUUGAAUACUUCAUCAGAGAAGGACGUGGGUUUAGGGGACAAUGAAUUAGAGCUUUUCUUCUUAUUAUUAUUUUUUUACUUAAUUUCUUUUUGGCUGCGUUGCGUCUUCGUCGCUGCGUGGGCUUUCUCUAGUUGCGGUGAGCAGGGGCUACUCUUCAUUGCCAUGCAUGGGCUCUCAUUACAGUGACUUCUCUUGUUGCGGGGCACAGGCUCUAGGGCACACGCGGGCUCAGUAGUUGUGGCGCACGGGCUUAGUUGCUCCAUGACACGUGGGAUCUUCCUGGACCAGGGCUCGAACCUGUGUCCCCUGCAUUGGCAGGCAGAUUCUUUUUUUUUUUUUUAUUUUAAUUUAUUCAUUUAUUUUUGGCUGUGUUGGGUACUCGUUGCUGCACGCGGGCUUUCUCUAGUUGCGGCGACCGGGGGCUACUCUUUGUUGCGGUGCACAGGCUUCUCGCUGCGGUGGCUUCUCUUGCUGCGGAGCAUGGGCUUUAGGCGCGCGGGCUUCAGUAGUUGUGGCACGUGGGCUCAGUAGUUGUGGCUCGCGGGCUCUAGAGUUCAGGCUCAGUAGUUGUGGCGCACGGGCUUAGUUGCUCCGUGGCAUGUGGGAUCUUCCCGGACCAGGGCUCGAACCCGUUUCCCCUGCAUUGGCAGGCAGAUUCUUUUUUUUUUUUUUUUUUUUUUAAUUUAUUCAUUUAUUUUUGGCUGCGUUGGAUGCUCGUUGCUGCACGCGGGCUUUCUCUAGUUGCAGCGACCUGGGGCUACUCUUUGUUGCGGUGCACAGGCUUCUUGCUGCGGUGGCUUCUCUUGUUGCGGAGCAUGGGCUUUAGGCGUGCGGGCUUCAGUAGUUGUGGCACGUGGGCUCAGUAGUUGUGGCUCGCGGGCUCUAGAGUUCAGGCUCAGUAGUUGUGGCGCACGGGCUUAGUUGCUCCGCGGCAUGUGGGAUCUUCCUGGACCAGGGCUCGAACCCGUGUCCCCUGCAGGAUUCUUAACCACCGUGCCGCCACCAGGGAAGCCCUAGAUCUUUUCUUGACACAGAUCUUAUGUCGGUUUUGGAGGACUUGUUUUGUUAUUAUCUUUUUGUUUAUGAUUUUAGUUUUUACUUUUUGUAGACAUGGGAUGAAGUGGACCCUUGUUUUAGUAUGUUGAGGAAAGGUUAUUGUCUGAAUCUAUACGUCCGCCUUCUCUAUUUCAACUACAUGAACAGUGAGCCUAGCUGAAUAAGUGGCUUCAUGGCAGAAUUCCUUUCUGCUGUGUUUAUUCACAAGGAUGUAGCUCUAGCUUUUGACUUGAGCCCUCAGUAGUGAGCUCUGGAAUUUUAAUACUGGGAUUUAUGAGAAAAGGAUUCAAACUGUACUGAACGUUCCUUAACUGUUCUUCCUGCCACCAGGCCUAAUGUAUCUCAUCCUUGAAGACUUGUAAGGACAGGAAGGCAUUCCUAUUCUUUUUAAGAUAACUAAAUUGUUUCUUAACAAAUAAACUCCCUCUAAAAGAACGGUUCUCAAAAAAGGUAAUGACUUCUUUCAGGGGCUGUUUGGAAAUAUGUGGGUGUGUUUUCAGUUAUCACCGUGAUGGGGGUGCUAAUGGCUUUUUUGUUGCCAUGGGGCCAGGAUGCUAAAUGUCUGAGCAGUCCUAGACAAUGAAGAGCUGACCUGGCCAAAGAGAACAUGCUCCGAAAGUGGCUAGCCCUUUCCUUUAUUCUCCCGUUAUACUCCUUAUAUAGAAAGGAUCGUGAUAAUAACAUAAGCAGCCGUACUUUUGAGCCUUUCCUCAUGCUGGCACCAUACUUUAUGCUUUACUUGUAUGCUUACAUAAUUCUUAAAGAAUGUUUAGUAAGAGGAUGCCAUUCUGUAGCUGAUGAAGCUCAGGCUUAGAGAGUUACGGCCUACAUGUAGUGAAAAAGUACCACAGUGCAUUUCAAACCUACCAGUCUUCGUAACUGGAGAGUUCUUCCUGUACCACUUCUCUAUACUGCCCCUCUGCAUUGGUCUCAUACCAGUCUGCCCCUCUGCAUUUUCAAAAUGGGUUAAUGAAAUACAGGCCAAUCUUUAGGUGCCUUGAGGAUUUUUGUUAAUUAAAAAAGAAAAACUAAGAAACGAAAUGCAUAGGCACUGUGAGUGAAUGGAGAGGUUGUUAUAGAGACUUUAUUUAUUUUUUAUUAAUUAAUUAAUUAAUUUUUAUUUUUGGCUGCGUUGGGUCUUCGUUGCUGUGCACAGGCUUUCUCUAGUUGUGGCGAGCAGGGGCUACUCCUCAUGGCAGUGCGCGGGCUUCUCAUUGCGGUGGCUUCUCUUGUUGCAGAGCAUGGGCUUCAGUAGUUGUGGCACGUGGGCUCAGUAGUUGUGGCUCACGGGCUCUAGAGCACAGGCUCAGUAGUUGUGGCGCACAGGCUUAGUUGCUCCAUGGCAUGUGGGAUCUUCCUGGACCAGGACUUGAACCCGUGUCCCCUGCAUUGGCAGGCGGAUUCUUAACCACGGUGCCACCAGGGAAGCCCCUAGAGACUUCAGAUGGAUGAUGCAUGUGUGAAUUACCCUGUACCAUGAGCAGGGCAGUUUGUUCUGAUCUGGAAUUUCAUAUGCUUCAGAAUUGCACUAGUAACUUUGCAUCAGCAAGUUUAUUACUCUUCGAUUUAUACAUGCAUUUUCAGUACCCCCUAACCAAACAGUUUGUAGCUAACUUGAGAAAAAAACUCUUCUGUGAGAUUAUGUUGAAAUCAGAUGUUUAUUAUACUUUAAAAUAUAAUGCCUUAAACUGUAGCACUUUUAAAACAUCUGUUUAUGGCAAAUCACUGAAAGGACUGUUAAUGCUUCCCUUGCACAUGUUGAUAUUUUACGAUUUUUUACUUUAUGAUUUAUUUGAAGUGUAAAAAUAAUAGUACUUUGUUUUGUAAGUUUGCCUAAUACCUACUUUUUAGUCCUCAUCAUUAGCAUGAUUUUUGAUGCUUAUAUUAAACUUUUAAUUUUAACUGA